Messenger RNA from Vigna angularis (adzuki bean), 1657 nucleotides. RefSeq names its product probable WRKY transcription factor 40. The coding region runs from base 255 to 1211 and encodes 318 amino acids. Gene Ontology annotation, molecular function: sequence-specific DNA binding; DNA-binding transcription factor activity. The record is from RefSeq and is a predicted model, not a curated record. NCBI's taxonomy places the organism in Eukaryota, Viridiplantae, Streptophyta, Magnoliopsida, Fabales, Fabaceae. The transcript has 4 exons. Gene Ontology annotation, biological process: regulation of DNA-templated transcription.
ACUUCAUGGUCGAUUAAUGUUGGAGAGACAUAUCUUAAAAGAAGCAAGUGGCUUAUUAUCUCGCAUGUGUCUCUUUCCACUCAGUUUCCUUCCUCAACUUGAGUUCCUUCUAUCUAGUGCUGCCUCCGCUACCAACUCUAUAUAUAUGCUUCUUCUUCCUUCCACUUUCUGAAACUUUUGCCAUUUUCCUUCUUCCAACAUACUAAACUACAAACUAAGACAAAACAAAACACCUUUUUGAGUUUUGUUCAAAGAUGGAUUGUUCAUCAUGGAUUAACACUUCCUUGGAUCUCAACAUUAACCCACGCAGAGUUCAUCAAGAACUUCCCAAGGAGGUAGAAAGCAAGCUUUUUUCUUUGGGAAUGCCCAAGUUUAACGUCGAAGAAUGUUGGGAAUCUAAAAGACCCAUCAAAGAUGAGUCUACUAGUGACUUGGAGGAGGAACUGAAGCGGGUGACAGCAGAAAACAAGAAGUUGGCUGAAAUGCUGUCGGUGGUGUGUGAGAACUACAACACUUUGCGAAGCCAUUUGAUGGAAUAUACGAGGAAAAAUGGUGAAAAAGAGACCAGCCCGACAUCAAAGAAAAGGAAGUCUGAAAGCAGCAACAACAAUAGUAUUUGUGUGAUGGGAACUAACAAUGGAAACUCCGAGAGCAGCUCCACUGAUGAAGAAUCUUGCAAGAAACCGAGGGAAGAAACCAUGAAACCAAAAAUUUCAAGAGUUUAUGUCAGGACCGAAGCAUCUGACACCACCCUUAUUGUGAAAGAUGGGUACCAGUGGAGGAAGUAUGGGCAAAAAGUGACCAGAGAUAACCCAUGUCCAAGAGCAUAUUUCAAAUGCUCUUUUGCUCCAAGCUGCCCUGUAAAAAAGAAGGUGCAAAGAAGUGUGGAUGAUCAAUCUGUUCUGGUUGCUACUUAUGAAGGGGAGCACAACCAUCCCCAAGCUUCUUCACAAAUGGAGGCAACAUCAGGUUCUGGGCGUAGUGUGACCCUUGCUUCAGUGCCUUGUGCAGCUGCCACUCCAACACUUGUUACCCUUGACUUGACAAAAUCUAAGGGCAGCAACGAUUCCAAGAGCACGAAAACUAAAGUAGAUACACCUAAAGUGCAGCAGGUUUUGGUGGAACAGAUGGCAACUUCUUUGACCACGGAUCCUAAUUUCAGAGCAGCACUUGUUGCUGCCAUCUCAGGAAGAUUGUUGCACAAUAAUUGAGUGGAAAUUUUGGUUGGUGUAGCUAAUUUAGUGUCAAUGUUUAAGUAUAUUCCAUAAAAUGGAGAUCAUUCUUUAGAGCACAGGAUCUCUCUGUGUAAAUACAACAUGGAAGGCUGAUACAUCUUUGAUCCUUCAAGUGGAAAUAAAGUUCCGCUAAGGAUAAGUAUGUUGAGCUGAUUAAACAACAGAAAGAUCAAGCUCUGCACCACCCAUCUGCCUCAUGAUGAUGGUAAAGAUUUAGCAAGCCUUUUUUGGCCAAUAUAUCUGGCCCUCCGGAUUUUGAAUCUCCUGAAGUUUAACUGUACAGACUCAAGAUCCUAGUACUACUUUUACAAUUUUAUUUCGAGAACUUGUCUUACAUGUUGAUCAAGUAUUGUAAGUGAUAGUUUGUAACUCGAAACAUUGAGGAAUGAAAAGGAAAAACUGCAUGAUUAGACUUUGGACUA